AUGGUCACUAAGACUGCAAUCAACAAUCUGUCCGAGUUUGAGCUUGAAAAUUGUGUCGAAGGUCUUGCUCAAAUAGUCGGAGCAUUUCAUAAAGCGGUGGUUUUGGAUAAAGUCACACUCGAGCUUAUGAGCGCCAUGAUGGUGAUGAUUUCAAACGUUCGAAAACUUGUACUCGAAGUGGACAGUAUAACUGGAGUUUCUGACGAAAAUACAGAACCGCGUGGCCAAGAAGCAUUUCAAAAAGUAUCAGGGUCAGAAUAUAAAUCUACACUUCUUGGUUGUAUUUUUUCAAGCGUAUGGCUUCCUGCUUCGAAUGCUCUCAAUAUCAUAUCCGUUCUCACCGAUGUUGAAAUGACAUUUGAAGAAACCAAGAUGUUUACUCGGAAAGUUAUAGAGUGCUUCCCCGCGAUUUCUGAUCAUGACAAACCAAAUAUUGCACACACACUGAUACUGCUGUCUAAAAAGGGAGAAAAGUCCAUGAUUUUAUCAACGCUUUCCAAAAUGCUUUUUGACUGGUUCUCAUCUGUUGGAUCCACAGAAUCGGUUGUUUCGCGUCACAUUAUUGGGUCGAUUUUGACAAAUAUAUCUUUUGCCAUACGCAAUGAUCAGAGUCUUUGUGAAGAGUUUACAAAGUGGAUACGCAACGAUCACACAAGAGUGUUUAUCAAUUAUAACUUUGCACUGUUGCUAUUGAUUGUACAUGUGCCUCAGUUUGAAACAGCUACUCUGGAUCUUAUUUUGGCGUCCAUGAAAGUAUGGCUGGAAGCUGUAGAUUGCACUCGUAAUAUUCAUUGGCUAUCUGAUGUUAUGAACAUGCACUCAUAUAAUUUUGAGCUGAAAAUCGCUACAAUGCUUGAUCCAGACAUUUUUGGCGGAUCUGGGGUGACUGAUCAGAUUGUUUCAGCUUUACUCAAACUUGGAUGUUGCAUUUUAGAUAGCCCAAAUAGUGCCACCAAAAGAAAGGGAGAUGCGGUUCAGCAAAAACGACUGUCUAUGGCCAAUACUAUACUAGUAUCUAUUUUCAAGAUCAAGGAAAUGGUCAACAAUAUAUAUGCCAUGCCCGAAGAUGUCAGAAAAAGGUUUAUAUCGGCUGUUUCUCCCUUGAUUGUGUGUGAUCGUUCAAUCUUUGACAGCACAAUGCUUGUUCUCCGAAAAGGAUCAUUUCAAAGAGAGCUUGCCUUUCGCGAAACCGCAUUGAAUGGACUCCUAAACCUGCUUGUGAGCAUUGACAAACUUGAAAACAAUUUAGUUCUUGAUCAUACCACCAAGUUUGAGCUUAUUGGCUAUUUGCGACGCUUUUUGUCCCAACAAGCGGAUAUUCGUGACCGACUUUACACUCAAAUGUUGAGUAUUGUAUGUACCAGCCCAUCACUGACUGAUACAAUUUUAAGUAUUGUUUGGACUCAGUUAUCACAAUAUCUAGAGCCAAAUGGAGAAGGACUGAAAUUCGAUCUUUGCUAUUCGAAAAAGCAACGCACUAUAGAGAUUAUAGAACCACUUGGAGUUUUAUUUCAUACUUUGAGUGUUAUUUUGUCCAAAGAAUCGGCACUAUCAAACACAAGUGAUAUCGAACAUGCAGCAAUGAUGGGUACUUUGUUGCGUGUCAUUGGUACUUUUACAAAACUUCAUCUUGAGGAUCUUCCUCUUGAAGAAAUGAAAAUGCCAAGCAAUGUUGAGAUUGAUUCUGAUGAAUUGGAGAAUCGUCAGCUUAGACUUCAAAUGAUGAUUGGUGUUUAUGAGGCAAUGCUGGGUCACUGUUUUCUACAUGGCGACGGACUAGACGAAUGGUCAGAGUUUGUGGUUAGUCUAUUCAAGCGACUCCGUGAACUUAAAGGCGUUCAAAAAGAUUUUUUUUCAAAAAAUAGAUUCGGGUACAAGGAAAAACGCGUUCCAUGUGUAUUAUCGUUUCAAAUAUGUGCACCGAUUAUUUGCAAGAUUUUUGAAAGCAGUCAUAGUAGCAGUGAAAUGGGCAUUUUUAUUUUUGCUGCAGCCAGUAACCAACUGAAUUUGAUGUCCAAAGACCUUUCAACUUUCAACAAUGACAACUUUUUCACGGAAAAGGGAGCUCAAAUCGUCAAAUGUGACAAGGUGGAUUUUAAAAUGGUUUAA
Batrachochytrium dendrobatidis JAM81 is the source of this 2109-nucleotide messenger RNA. RefSeq lists its product as uncharacterized. NCBI's taxonomy places the organism in Eukaryota, Fungi, Chytridiomycota, Chytridiomycetes, Rhizophydiales. Gene Ontology annotation, biological process: DNA repair. The record is from RefSeq and is a predicted model, not a curated record. Gene Ontology annotation, molecular function: DNA polymerase binding. The transcript has 20 exons. Bases 1 to 2109 code for a protein of 702 amino acids.